GUUUUCUUCAAGCGUUAAUAUGUUUGUUGACUCCUUAAAUGCAGCGCGAAUUUUGAUAAGACAAUCGAAAGUGAUAGUACAGACGGGACAAGAAAUCGGAAAGGAGUGUGACACCACUGAAGACACUGAUGAUGACGAUGAAAGGGGAAGAACAUGGGCAACCUCUUGUAAAGGUAAAAUUAGAGAUAAUACGUUGGGCAUCGGAGCGGGCGGCGCAGAAAACUUAGCGAAAGGAUUUAUUGCAUCACCAAAAUUUGACACAGGAGAAAGAGG
This is a messenger RNA of Racocetra persica, 273 nucleotides long. The record is from the annotation of a GenBank genome assembly. NCBI's taxonomy places the organism in Eukaryota, Fungi, Glomeromycota, Glomeromycetes, Diversisporales, Gigasporaceae.